GUCAAACUGAACAGCAGAUUGUUUUGACAACCCAGUGCUGAUCACUGACAGUUUAUCUGCAGUAUGUCAGAAAAGCAAGGAAAGGACUCUCAGUCUGAGAUGAGUCUCUCACAGAAACAGAGUGUAAGAUCAGGCUCACAUGUGUCCAGCUCUGUGUCUGUGAAGAGUGACUGGUCAAAAGAUGAACCACCGGGCUUAAGUGAGAAAAAAGCAUCAUCUACCAAAAGGUUUCAAUAUGAGACAUCAGAUUCAGACGUCCAGACUCACAGGAACUACAAGAAUUUCAAAGACAAUCUUCUGUGGAUCUUCCAGAAUCUUGAAAGCAAAAUAAUUACAUUUCUGAAGAAUGAGCUGGAAAAGUUUAAGAAAAUAUUACAAGAAGACGAUGUACAAUACAUUGUGAAGGAUUUUAAUGAGAACAGAUGCAGUAUCAAAGAAGCAGCUCUUGAUCUCACACUCUACUUCCUGAGAGAGAUGAAGCAAGAUGAAGCUGCUGAUACUUUAGAAGAUGAGCUGUUCUUCAUUCAUCAGCUAAAAUGUAGCUUAAAGAAAAAGUAUCAAUGUGUUUUAGAAGGAAUUGCAAAGCAAGGUGACUCUACACUUCUGAAUAACAUCUACACAGAUCUCUAUAUCACUCAGGGUUGUAGUGAACAGGUCAAUACUGAACAUGAGGUAAGACAGAUUGAAGUUGCUUCCAGGCGUCAUGAAUCACAAGAAAUACAGGUUGAAUGCAAAAAUUUGUUUGAAGCACCUGAAGAAGACAAGCAGAUCAGAACUGUACUGACAAAAGGAGUUGCUGGCAUCGGAAAAUCAGUCUCUGUGCAGAAGUUUGUUCUGGAUUGGGCUGAAGGAAAAGAAAAUCAAGAUAUCAGCUUCAUAUUUCCUCUUCCAUUCAGAGAGAUGAACUUAAAGGACCAAGAAAAACUAAGUUUGAUGGACCUUAUAACUCAGUUUUUCCCUGAGACAAAAGAACUAAACCUUACAAGAAGGAACCAAAGAGUCUUGUUCAUUCUUGAUGGUCUGGAUGAAUUUCGUCUUCCUUUAAACUUUAUGGAAAAUGAGAUAUUGCAUGAUGUGUCUUCACCAUCAUCUCUGGAUGUUCUCCUAACGAACCUGAUCAAGGGAAAUCUGCUUCCUUCUGCUCUCAUCUGGAUCACCACCAGACCAGCAGCUGCCAGUAAGAUUCCUCCUGACUGUAUCGACCGGCUGACAGAGAUACGAGGAUUCAAUGAUGCACAAAAGGAGGAGUACUUCAGAAAAAGAUUCACAGAUGAGAAUCUGGCCAAAGAAAUCAUCGAACAUGUUAAACAAUCAAAGAGUCUCUUUAUCAUGUGCCACAUCCCAGUCUUCUGCUGGAUUUCAGCAACUGUUCUCCAGAACAUUUUAGAGGCAAAAAGAAAUAAUGAUGUGAAAAAUAAUCAGGCUGAAGACGCCUGCAAAAAAAAGCAGGAAUCUACUACUGAAGACACUCCUAAGACUCUGACACAAAUGUACUCACACUUUCUCAGAUUUCAGAUCCAGCAGAGCAGACGAAAGUAUGAUGGAAAAUAUACACCAGAUGUUUCCUGGGAUAAAGAUGCCAUCUUUUCACUUGGGAAACUGGCAUUUCAUCAGCUAGAAAAAAACAAUAUAAUCUUCUAUGAAUCAGACCUGGAAGCCUGUGGUAUUGAUGUCUAUAAGGCAUCAGUGUAUUCAGGCAUGUGUACCCAGAUCUUUAAGGAGGAAACAGGGAUUGUUCUUGGUAGCAUGUACUGCUUUGUUCACUUGAGCAUUCAAGAGUUUAUUGCAGCCCUUUAUGCACAUCUGUUUUUAGACAUAAAGAAGAAAAGUAUAUUUGUCCAUGAGUCUACAGAACAGGAAAACAAAAAUCAAACCAUGAUUGAUUUGCUCAAGACUGCAGUGGACAAGGCACUAGAGAGUGAUAAUGGACACCUGGAUCUUUUUCUUCGAUUCCUCCUUGGUUUGUCACUCCAGUCCAAUCAGCGACUCUUACAGGGUCUGUUAACACAGCAAAAUGAAAAUGACCAGAGCAAGAAGGAAAUAGUUCAGUACAUCAAGCAGAAAUUUGAAGCUAAUCUGCCUCCAGAGAGAUCCAUCAAUCUGUUCUACUGUCUGAAUGAACUGAACGACCAAACUCUGGUGAAAGACAUUCAGACCCACCUUAGCAAAGGAAGUCUCUCAUCUGCUGAUCUUUCUCCUGCCCAGUGGUCUGCUUUGGCCUUUGUGUUGUUGACAUCAACGGAGGAGCUGGAGGAGUUUGAGCUUCAGAAAUUCAAGAAAUCAGACGAGUGUCUUAUUAGAUUAUUGGGAGUCAUCAAAACCUCCAAAAGAGCUCUGCUAAAUGAUUGUGGCUUAACAGACAAAAGCUGUUCAGCUCUGGCUACAGUUCUUGGAUCAGAUACCAGUCUGAAAGAGCUGAACAUGAGCAAUAAUAAUCUGCAGGAUUCGGGAGUGAAGCUGCUCUGCACUGGACUGAAAAAUAUGAAGUGUCAUUUGGAGAUACUGAGGCUAAAUGAUUGUGGCUUAACAGACAAAAGCUGUUCAGCUCUGGCUACAGUUCUUGGAUCAGAUACCAGUCUGAAAGAGCUGAACAUGAGCAAUAAUAAUCUGCAGGAUUCAGGAGUGAAGCUGCUUUGCACUGGACUGGAAAAUAUGAAGUGUCAUUUGGAGAUACUGAGACUUUCAGACUGCAGUAUCACUGAAGAAGGUUAUAAAGCUCUGGCUUCAGCUCUGAGAUCAAACCCUUCACACCUGAUAGAGCUGGAUCUCACAGGAAAUGAUCCUGGACAAUCAGGAGUGAAGGAGCUCAGUGAUUUACUACAGGAUCCAAACUGUCAACUCAAGAUACUGAGGUUUUUGGGUCCUGCUGCAGAUGAAGCCUGUCAGUAUGUGACUGGAAUUGUGGGUAAAAACCUGUUACUCCUGAGAGAGCUGAAUCUGAGUGAACAUAAACUAGGAGACACACGAGUGAAUCAGAUCGCUGCUCUACUGCAGGAUAAACACUGUCAACUCAACACACUAAUGCUGCGUGAUUGUGGUCUAACAGAGGAAAGCUGUUCAGGUCUCGCUACAGUCCUGAGAUCAAACUCCAGUCUGAAAGAGCUUGACAUGAGCAACAAUAAUCUGCAAGAUUCAGGAGUGAAGAAACUCCAGACUGGAUUAGAAAAUACAAAAUGCACAUUGGAGAAACUCAGACUUUCAGACUGCAGUAUCACUGAAGAAGGUUAUAAAGCUCUGGCUUCAGCUCUGAGAUCAAACCCUUCACACCUGAUAGAGCUGGAUCUCACAGGAAAUGAUCCUGGACAAUCAGGAGUGAAGGAGCUCAAUGAUUUACUACAGGAUCCAAACUGUCAACUCAAGACACUGAGGUUUUUGGGUCCUGCUGCAGAUGAAGCCUGUCAGUAUGUGACUGGAAUUGUGGGUAAAAACCUGUUACUCCUGAGAGAACUGAAUCUGAUUGGACAUGAACUAGGAGACACACGAGUGAAUCAGAUCGCUGCUCUACUGCAGGAUAAACACUGUCAACUCAACACACUGAAGCUAAAUGAUUGUGGCUUAACAGACAAAAGCUGUUCAGCUCUGGCUACAGUUCUUGGAUCAGAUACCAGUCUGAAAGAGCUGAACAUGAGCAAUAAUAAUCUGCAGGAUUCAGGAGUGAAGCUUUGCCAUGGACUGGAAAAUAUGAAGUGUCAUUUGGAGAUACUGAGGCUAAAUGAUUGUGGCUUAACAGACAAAAGCUGUUCAGCUCUGGCUACAGUUCUUGGAUCAGAUACCAGUCUGAAAGAGCUGAACAUGAGCAAUAAUAAUCUGCAGGAUUCAGGAGUGAAGCUACUUUGCCAUGGACUGGAAAAUAUGAAGUGUCGUUUGGAGAUACUGAGACUUUCAGACUGCAGUAUCACUGAAGAAGGUUAUAAAGCUCUGGCUUCAGCUCUGAGAUCAAACCCUUCACACCUGAUAGAGCUGGAUCUCACAGGAAAUGAUCCUGGACAAUCAGGAGUGAAGGAGCUCAAUGAUUUACUACAGGAUCCAAACUGUCAACUCAAGACACUGAGGUUUUUGGGUCCUGCUGCAGAUGAAGCCUGUCAGUAUGUGACUGGAAUUGUGGGUAAAAACCCGUUACUCCUGAGAGAGCUGAAUCUGAGUGGACAUGAACUAGGAGACACACGAGUGAAUCAGAUCGCUGCUCUACUGCAGGAUAAACACUGUCAACUCAACUCACUGAAGUGAGUAUCUUACAUCAUU
Labeo rohita (rohu) is the source of this 4242-nucleotide messenger RNA. RefSeq names its product NACHT, LRR and PYD domains-containing protein 12-like. The record is from RefSeq and is a predicted model, not a curated record. Lineage: Eukaryota; Metazoa; Chordata; Actinopteri; Cypriniformes; Cyprinidae. Gene Ontology annotation, molecular function: protein binding.